Salvia hispanica is the source of this 657-nucleotide messenger RNA. The record is from RefSeq and is a predicted model, not a curated record. NCBI's taxonomy places the organism in Eukaryota, Viridiplantae, Streptophyta, Magnoliopsida, Lamiales, Lamiaceae.
AUGUUCAACUUCGCCCCGGCCCCGGCCCCCGGACCGACGGAUGCGGAAAAAGAGGCCGAGCUCAACAAACUCCGCCACCGCCGCCUGGCCACCACCCUCGGCCUCUUCCUCCUCCUCCUCUCCCUCAUCCUCGUCCUCUGGCUCCUCCUCCUCCCCUCCAAGCCCUCCUUCACCCUCCAAGACGCCACCGUCUUCGCCUUCAACCUCUCGUCCGCCAACGCCCUCACCACCACCGCGCAGGUCACCCUCUCCGCCCGCAACUCCAACGCCCGCAUCGGCAUCUUCUACGACACCCUCGAGUUCUGCGCCGUCUACCGCGGCCAGCAGAUCACCGCCCCCGCGCAGCUCCCGCCGGCCUACCAGGGCCGGAAAGAGUCCGCCGUGUGGUCGCCGUUUCUGUACGGCGAGGCCGUGCCGCUGGCGCCGGAGAUCGGCGUGGCGCUCGGGCAGGACCUGGUUGCGGGGACGCCGACGGUUGAUAUGGUGGUUCGGAGCAAGAUUAGGUGGAAGGUGGGGACGUUUGUCUCCGGCGGGUACCAUUUGUAUGUGAAUUGUCCCGCGGUUAUGAACUCCGGCGGCCGGAGAAGCGGGAUUGGCGGCGGAGAGGCGGCGAUUACGUAUCAGUUUUUUGUGAGUUGUCGUGUUGAUGUGUGAGGG